GCGGGAAUGGCACUUUAUAAAAUUGUCCCCAAAAAUCCCUAUUAUUUCUGGUCUGUAAUGAGCCUGAUAAUGCAGUCUAUUUCAGCACAUGAUGAGAAUCUUUCAAAAACAAUGUUUUUACCACUGGCUGAAAGGAUGGUUGCGAAAAUGGUAAAAGAGGACAAGAUUGAAGCUGAAGCUGAGGUGGAAUUAUAUUACAUGAUUCUGGAGCGUUUGGGUAAAUACGAGGAGGCCUUGGAGGUCAUAAGAGGCAAAUUAGGAGAGAAGUUGACCAGUGAGCUGCAGAGUCGUGAAAAUAAAUGUAUGGCCAUGUACAAGAAGUUAAGCAAAUGGCCAGAAUGCAACGCUCUUUCCAAAAGGCUGCUACUGCAGAACUCAGAUGAUUGGCAGUUUUAUCUCUCCUACUUUGACUCAGUAUUUCACCUUAUUGAUGAGUCUUGGACUUCACCAGCAGAAGGGCAGAUGUCCCUAGAGGGAGACUUGGACUACACUGUAGAGCAGACAGUGAGAUUUAUUGAAGAGCAGGUAACUGGUGCAUCUAAAAGCUCUCGACUGCUUCGCGGGCCAUAUCUGGCCAAACUAGAACUAAUUCAGCGACUAAGACAGCGAGGUUGUAAUGAUGAGCACAAGCUGGGUGAACCAGAAGAUCUGAUGUUCCAGUACUUUAUUAAAUUUGGUGAUAAGCCAUGCUGCUUCACUGAUCUUAAAGUCUUUGUGGACCUCCUUUUUCCCAGCCAAUACACCAGUUUUAUAAACAGAUUACUUGGGUCAUUACCUUUGACUCCUCCAGAAGAUAGUGAAUUUGCUCUGCCAGCUGACAUCAAGGCUCUGCAGAGGCAUUUGUGUGUGGUGCAGCUGACCAGGCUGCUUGGCCUUUACCAUAAGAUGGACAAGUCCCAGAAGCAGAGCGCGGUGCGGGAGAUGACUAUGAGAUACAGACAUGGGUUACGGUUUGGAAAGUCCUGCUUGAAAACAGAAUUGCAGUUCUCUGACUACUACUGUCUUAUAGGAGCUCACAUGCUUCUGGAUUUGUGGGACAAUGGGGAGGAAUGGGCUGUAUGGCAUUGUCUAACUUUGUUAGAAGAAGGAUUAAGUAAUAGCACAUCUAAUGCCCAGUUUAAACUGCUGCUUAUUCGCAUUUACUGUGUGCUUGGAGCAUUUGAACCUGCCAUGGAACUUUAUUCCAGCCUAGAUGCUAAACAUAUCCAACACGACACAAUUGGUUAUCUGCUGACGCGUUUUGCAGGUUCCUUGGGUCAAUAUGCAGCAGCAUCACAAGCCUGCAAUGCUGCUCUUAGGUUUUUCCACUCCAACCAGAAAGAUACCUCAGAAUAUAUUAUACAAGCUUACAAGUAUGGAGCUUUUGAGAAAAUACCAGAGUUCAUUGCUUUUAGAAACCGGUUAAACAACUCCCUUCAUUUCGCACAAGUUCGCACUGAACGAAUGUUGCUUGAUCUCUUACUUGAAGCUGAUCUCUCCACUAGUCUAGAAGAAAGUGUAAAAUCCAUGAGCCUGAGGCCAGAGGAGGAUGACAUUCCAUGGAAAGACUUACGUGAUAAUCGGGACCUCACUGUCCUCUUUAAUUGGGAUCCAAAGGACAGGUGAAUGUGAACAUCAAGAUCCUUUCUCGUUCCCAGCAAACGCCAACUGUUUUUUUUCCCCCCAGAUAUAUAGAUAUAUAUUAUAUGACUGCAGUUUUAUAAUAGAAUCUGUUGAUGACACACCUAUCUACAAUACC
This is a messenger RNA of Bombina bombina (fire-bellied toad), 1738 nucleotides long. Its product is annotated as N-alpha-acetyltransferase 25, NatB auxiliary subunit-like. The record is from RefSeq and is a predicted model, not a curated record. Gene Ontology annotation, biological process: N-terminal peptidyl-methionine acetylation. Gene Ontology annotation, molecular function: protein-N-terminal amino-acid acetyltransferase activity. The transcript is spliced from 13 exons. Gene Ontology annotation, cellular component: NatB complex; cytoplasm. NCBI's taxonomy places the organism in Eukaryota, Metazoa, Chordata, Amphibia, Anura, Bombinatoridae. The annotation marks the transcript as partial.